AUGUGGGCGGCGACUCCGCAGCAUCACACGACGGUGCGGAUGUGUGUUCUCCGCUCGGCUCGUCCGUCUAGCAACGCCUUGACGCUCAACCGCUACGACAUCGGCUUCCACCGGAACGACGAGCAUGCAUCCGGCUGCUGCCAAGACAAUUCCCUUCCGGUCGCCCAAGAACCCCUUACCGGCACAAAGAGAAGUGUCAGCCCCCGCACCUCCUGA
Messenger RNA from Pseudozyma hubeiensis SY62, 216 nucleotides. Its product is annotated as hexose transporter. The coding region runs from base 1 to 216 and encodes 71 amino acids. Lineage: Eukaryota; Fungi; Basidiomycota; Ustilaginomycetes; Ustilaginales; Ustilaginaceae. The record is from RefSeq and is a predicted model, not a curated record. The transcript is spliced from 2 exons.